Messenger RNA from Puntigrus tetrazona (Sumatra barb), 3058 nucleotides. RefSeq names its product cytochrome P450 2J4-like. The record is from RefSeq and is a predicted model, not a curated record. Gene Ontology annotation, biological process: xenobiotic metabolic process. The transcript is spliced from 11 exons. Bases 948 to 2441 code for a protein of 497 amino acids. Gene Ontology annotation, molecular function: heme binding; oxidoreductase activity, acting on paired donors, with incorporation or reduction of molecular oxygen, reduced flavin or flavoprotein as one donor, and incorporation of one atom of oxygen; iron ion binding. Lineage: Eukaryota; Metazoa; Chordata; Actinopteri; Cypriniformes; Cyprinidae. Gene Ontology annotation, cellular component: intracellular membrane-bounded organelle; cytoplasm.
AAAUGUCUUUUUUAUGAUACAUGUUUGGUCAAACAAUGGAGUACUCCUAAUAUAUGAUAAAAGGAAAAUAUAGGCUCUUUUUAAGAAAUGGUUCAGUAUGGAUCAAGGUUGAAUGCGCAACCUUUGUACUGUGUGCUGUCUCUAGGAUGAAAGGGGAAUGUUAGAGUUCAAAGAACUCAAUACAUAAAUGCUAUCUUACACUCAUUGUAUGUUAAUUAAGGCAAAAAGAUACGGAAGAUAACAAAGUAGACCAGAGCCGACACAGCUACACAGGCAUCAAAACUAUUACUGCGCACUAUUGAUCGCUAUUCAUAUCGGUCUUUGUUUUGUCUUGGUGAUAUGCAUUUAUUAAAGUAAUCAUGGCAAUAGGCUACUUUUGUGUGUGUGGAUUAAUCAUCCGAUGCUGACAUUCGAGCGAUCUACGGCUAUCGUUAUCUAAAUGAACGGGACUAAUUCUUAAUCCUAAUCUAAUUGGCAGCUAGUUCCCUAAUUGGUUUAUGGUAGCGUUAUCUGAAAAUACAGUUGAUGUGCUGAUUAUGUCAUCACGGAUGUUAAGUUUUGUGAUACGAUCAGACGACGGUCGACCUUUGUGCGCUCUAUUUCUCUCAUUGACGAGAAAACAAUGCGCGCGUUAUGUAAUAUUAAGGCGCAAAGAUAACAGAGGAAUACAAAAGACGGCAACACCGAUGAGAGCCAUGAUCCAAACGUGCAUAAUAAAUGCGCACCUGUUAGCAGCUUAAUACUAGCCUAUUCUUUUUAUACCAAAAAAACCCUAAAAAACAUUUUGUUGUUGCUGAUGUUUUAUGCACUUUAACUUGUGAUAUGUAGCUGUUUUUAAAUCAGCUGCGUGGGAAACAUUCGAACGUUCUGCUGUUGUUAUAGCAACUGUGGGAGGUAGCUGCAGGCUACUGAUGAAACUCGGAAACUGAGCUGAACACUCGGUAAGCAUGGCGUCAGUGCUGUCACAGCUCACGGGUCAGUUGAUGGAUGUUCAGGGUCUCCUGAUAUUUCUGUGUGUUCUGCUGCUGGUGAAACACACGCGAGAUGUUCUCACGAACAACAUGCCUCCAGGACCCUUCCCUCUUCCUCUGCUCGGAAACGUACUGAGCAUUGGCUUCAGUGAUCCAAUGGAGAUUUUUCCGAAGAUUGCAGAGAGGUAUGGAGAUGUGAGCACUCUGUAUCUGGGAAACAAGCCUUGCAUACUGCUGACUGGAUACGAGAGUUUCAAAGAGGCGUUUGUGGAGCAGGCGGACAUCUUCACAGACCGGCCGUACUUCCCUGUGAACGACAAGAUCUGCAAAGGGCAAGGUCUGAUCUUCUCCAGCGGACACAUGUGGCGUCAUCAAAGGCGUUUUGCUCUGGCAACACUUAAGUAUUUCGGUGUGGGCAAAAAAACGCUAGAAAACUCCAUUCUGCAGGAGUGUCGCUUUGUCUGUAGUACUUUGCAAGCCAAGAAAGGUUUGCCAUUCAACCCCCAUCACCUCUUGAAUUACGCAGUGGGAAAUAUAAUAUGCAGCCUGGUUUUUGGCUACAAGUUUGAGUAUGACAACCAUCGUUUUCAUGAGCUGCUGCAGUAUUCAGAUGAAACCUUUAAGCUCCCCAUCAAUGUCUGGGGCCGGCUGUAUAACACGUUUCCCGCUCUGAUGUCCCUGCUGCCAGGAAAGCACCAGACUACAUUUGCCAAUCUUUCCAAGCUUAAGCUCUUUUUUAAGGAGGAAAUCGCGAAGCACAAAGAGGACAGAAACCCAUCUAAUCCUAGAGACUACAUUGACUGUUAUCUGGAUGAAAUUGAGAAGAGUAAGGACACUGAUGCAGAAUUCACAGAGGAAAACCUGAUACACUGCGUGUUGGAUCUGUUUGGAGCAGGAACGGAAAGCACUGCUAAAUCACUGAGCUGGGCUUUACUCUACAUGGCAAAGUAUCCAGAAGUGCAAGAGAAAGUCCAUUCUGAGAUUGAUCAGGUGAUUGGACAGACACGUCAGCCCUUGAUGGAAGACAGGGCACAUCUGCCGUACACCUACGCUGUGAUGCAUGAGAUUCUGAGGUUCGCAAAUGUUCUCGCCUUCAUUCCCCCGAGAGUUGCCAGCAAAGACACCACAGUAGCAGGAUGUCUCAUACCGAAGGGUGUGAUGGUGCUGCCUAUGCUGAAGCCAAUUCUGGAGGACAAGAACGAAUAUUGCAAUCCAUACGAAUUCGAUCCUGCUCACUUUCUGGAUGAAAAUGGCAAAUUUCUGAAGAGAGAAAACUUCAUUCCCUUUUCAAUAGGUAAGAGGAUGUGUCCGGGUGAGCAGCUUGCUCGUAUGGAGCUCUUCCUCUUCUUCAUCUCUCUGAUGCAGCAUUUUAACUUCCUGCCACCUGAUGGAGAAACACUGAGUCUCAAAAGGACAGUUGCCAUCGCUUCUGCUCCUGAACCCUUCCACAUAUGUGCUGUACCUCGUUAAUGUCACACGAUUGCGACAUAAGAUAAAAGAAUACGCCCACUGAAACUCACUGUGAAGCACGAAUAAGGAUUUGUUUCUGUUUGGUAACACGAAACACUCGUAGUGUUGUUUGUAAGUUAUGAAAAUGGCUUUUUUAUUUUCAUUGAAUUUGGUUUUAAUUGCUUUUUACCAUAUUUGACCUACAUACAUUUUUUUGGAUGAUGUCAGUCGUGUCUGGAAUCGAAGCGAGCAAGUCAGUCAAAUGGUUGCAAAGCAUCUUUCCGCAUUGAUAGACGUUCAGAUGUUUUAUCUGUAAAAGCUUGAAUUGAGAAGGUAAUUUCUGCACUCCUUGGCUUCACAGAAUAGCAGUUUUUAGUAUUUUUAUGUUGUUGUGGUGCCAUCAGCUUUGUCAUUAUAUAAUUUCCCUAUGACUGCUGCCGAGUCAUUGGUCACAUGGCAAUUACGACUCAGGUGAUUGGUUAAAACAUCCUUUUCUGGCCAGCUGCCAUAUAAAUGACUCAGUCAGUCUCUGUGUCUUUCAUCCAAAGCGACUCAUUCAUAUUCUUACGCAGCUGCUGUUGUUUCAUAUUUGCUGCCCUCUGCAGUAGUCUCGGGUAAUAAAAUAACCUUCACUUAAA